AUGCUCCGUACCGCCGUCGACUCUGUUGUCGUUGGAGGUGGUCCAUCGGGCCUCGCCGUCCUCGGCCACCUCCUCGAGCGCGGUGCCUCCAAGCACCUCUGGAUCGAUCCUCUCUUUCGCGCUGGCCGCGUCAACGCUUGCUACCGCCAAGUCCCCAGCAACACCAAGGUUGAAUUGUUUGUCAAGUUUGCUACCGCUCUCGCGCCAUUCCGACGCAUUGUCGAAAACGCACCGGUGCCUAAUGCCUUCACAACGCUGAACAAUCUGCCUCAGGAUCAAGGCUGCGUGCUGGGCAAGGCUGCAGACUUAUGCUUAAUGCUUACAAACGGCUUGAGGGUCCGCGAUGACGUGCACAGCCAUCAGGGGCGAGUAACCUCUGCCAAUCUCGACAAGUGCUCCAAUCUCUGGACCGUCACAUUGGACGGCAAGGAGAGUAUAGUAUCCAUCUAG
Molecule: messenger RNA, 450 nt
Organism: Hirsutella rhossiliensis
Lineage: Eukaryota; Fungi; Ascomycota; Sordariomycetes; Hypocreales; Ophiocordycipitaceae
Exons: 3
Coding region: 1-450 (149 amino acids)
Source: RefSeq, a predicted model, not a curated record